AUGAGUUUUGUCAUUAAGAAUGCUCUUCAAAAGGUCCCUUUGAGAUCAACUUCCCUCACCGUCAGAAAGGCCAUUUCUCCAGCUGCCUUAAUACAAUAUCGUCAGAACUCAUCGUCUCGUGCUGCUCAGUUAACACCACAUAAAUUGCCAACAAAUGAUCCUCUUGUCUCCCAAAUAGAACCAAGCAAUGCCUUGGAUUAUGUCUUGACAUCAUUGGAUGCCGCCGCUAACUGGGCAAGAAAGUCUUCUUUCUGGCCAGUUACUUUUGGUUUGGCUUGUUGUGCUGUUGAAAUGAUGCAUGUCUCUACUCCAAGAUACGAUCAAGAUAGAUUGGGGAUUAUUUUCAGAGCUUCCCCAAGACAGUCUGAUAUCAUGAUUGUCGCAGGUACUUUAACCAACAAGAUGGCCCCAGCUUUGAGACAAGUUUACGAUCAAAUGCCUGAACCAAGAUGGGUCAUUUCUAUGGGUUCUUGUGCCAAUGGUGGUGGUUACUAUCAUUACUCUUAUUCUGUUGUCAGAGGUUGUGACAGAAUUGUCCCAGUUGAUGUUUACGUUCCAGGUUGUCCUCCAACUGCUGAAGCUUUAAUGUACGGUGUCUUCCAAUUACAAAAGAAAAUGAUGAAGACCAGAAUUACCAGAUUAUGGUGGAGAAAAUAA
Molecule: messenger RNA, 657 nt
Organism: Saccharomycopsis crataegensis
Lineage: Eukaryota; Fungi; Ascomycota; Saccharomycetes; Ascoideales; Saccharomycopsidaceae
Product: NuoB/complex I 20 kDa subunit family protein
Exons: 1
Coding region: 1-657 (218 amino acids)
Biological process (GO): electron transport coupled proton transport; mitochondrial respiratory chain complex I assembly; aerobic respiration
Molecular function (GO): NADH dehydrogenase (ubiquinone) activity; quinone binding; 4 iron, 4 sulfur cluster binding
Source: RefSeq, a predicted model, not a curated record